This is a messenger RNA of Anopheles marshallii, 1245 nucleotides long. RefSeq lists its product as uncharacterized. Gene Ontology annotation, molecular function: protein binding. The transcript has 5 exons. Bases 1 to 1245 code for a protein of 414 amino acids. NCBI's taxonomy places the organism in Eukaryota, Metazoa, Arthropoda, Insecta, Diptera, Culicidae. The record is from RefSeq and is a predicted model, not a curated record.
AUGCACUUGCUUGUAUACCAGUGUAAACAGCGAGUGCUUCGAACGAUUAUCAUGAUGUAUAUGGCAUACCUGCUGUUAAUCGUGCAAGUCGUAUCAGCUGCGACGGAAGAAAAGCCGAGUUCAGAAACACCAGAUUCACCUUAUGAAACUCAAACUGCGCAAUGUACGAUCACUUCUGGCGACAUUGAAGCUAGCGCACAAGCAUCCAUUAGCAAAACUCUCGUAGGAGUAUGCGGCACAGAUGAAAUGUUGGAGGCUUUUCGAACCCUGGAGAUUAAAAUGCUUGAAGAGAUGUACAACCUUCGGAAAAUGAUACGAGAUCCUUAUUUUAAUCCUCCUCCGUUACGUCCAUCCGUGUACAAAUCGAUAAAAAGAACUACAACAACAUCGAACACAUCUUCGAACACAGCAUUACCACAGUCCCCUAUGGAAAAGACACAAGGAUCGGAAAUUACUACUCCAUCUUCCAAGAACAAGAAUGAAUCCGCACCAUCGUCCACUACACCAUCCGCGCAGGUUGUCUUUCCUGAUGAGAAUUAUGAUGACGAAGAUGAAGACGAUAGCCGUGAAGCCUUAUACGGUGGUGCAAAGAAAGAAAAUAGUGCGCUAAUUAAAUCAAUGUCCGGAUUGAACAACAAUCAUACUGUGUCACGCAUAUCGCUCGACGAUACAAAGUUACCAACAGUUUCUUCACCGAUCGACUUCAAACCCAUCGACAAACCUACCGAGCAGAAAUUCCUCACUGGAGGACUUCGAGACUAUGAAGUGUACCGUUUCAACAAUACCGUUAUAUCUUCAGGCGACGCGAAAGUAUUUAAAUACUUUUGGAAAAUAGAAAAUUUUAUGAAGCGUGUUCGUGCCAUCACUACCUUAAAUGGAGCAACAUUCUCUAGCCCAGUGUUUGUGAUCUCGGGGUUGAACCUUCGAUUACAUGCUAAAACGAUUAUAAAAUCGAAUGGCGAAGUACUGUAUGUGCAACUGGAGCAGCUAGCAGCGUCCGACGAUGCACUACGGAAAACACCUAACGUUAUUCUAGCUUCCGGUGCUCUUUACGGACAAGUGGAAACGAAGAAAUUCUUCCGUCAUAAGAUUAUGAUCCUCAACCAAGAUAAACCUUUCAGUGAUUUGAUCUCCACAGAUCUUACCAACACUAACGCAAAAUUUGAGGCACCACUAUCAGCAUUGACGGCAGAACCAUAUCUUAAAGACGAUAAGCUGCUAAUUAAAGUUAUCAUAUUCCUUUAA